AUGGACCUUUCCAAGCCCGUUGAUGAUGGGUUUACUCGAGCUCUCCCCAAGAUCGAGGCAAGUCAAGCAAGAGAUCCUUUCCUCUCACGACAGCUCCACGCCCACCUAAGCGGCAGCAUAAGCCGGCAAUGCCUCCACGAGCUCUGGGUCCAGAAGAAAGCCCAAUCCCCAAAGACCUUCACCCUCGAAGACCCCUUGGUCGUGAUGCCCCCGGGCAAAGUGGACUAUUCUCUGCAAACAUUCUUCACCACCUUCUCCACAACAAUCUACCACCUCCUCACCACCCUCUCCGACAUCAGGGCCGCCACGCGCGCCACCCUCGCCGACUUCGCCGCCGACGGCGUCGUCUACUUGGAGCUGCGGACGAUCCCGCGCGCCUCGCCGGCGCAGUCGUUCACGCGGGAGGAGUACCUGACUGCCGUACUGGAGACGAUCGCCGAGUUUAGUACAGGAAAAGGCACGCAAAUGACCACGAACCUCAUCCUCGCCAUCGACCGCGGCACCAUGACCGCCCGCGAGGCGAUGGAGGUCGUCGAGCUGGCUAUCAAGUACCGUCCAGGCAGGGGCGUGGUCGUUGGCCUCGACAUCUGCGGCAACCCCACGAAAGGCAACAUCGCGCUGUACGCGCCCGCCAUCGCCGCCGCCAAGGCUGCCGGCCUGGGCGUGACGGUGCAUUUCGCUGAGAUUUCCGCCAGCAUACACCCACGAAACCAGGAGGAGGAGUUACGGACCCUCCUCAACUUCGAACCGGAUCGUUUGGGCCACGUGAUCCACGUGUCUGAGCCGAUCAAGAAGGAGAUUCAACGGCAGGAAUGUGCGCUGGAGCUGUGUCUGUCGUGUAAUGUGCACGCGGGCAUGGUGGAGGGCGGCUUCGCGGAGCAUCAUUUUGGGGAGUGGUGGGCUGACAAGAAUGGGUGUGUGGUGGUGUUGUGUACGGACGAUGUCGGGUUCUUCUGUAGCCCCGUGUCGAACGAGUACCGGCUCGCGGCGGAGCACUUCCAUCUUUGUCGGGCGGAUGUGUUGAGGCUUUGCAGGCAGUCGUACGGCGCGAUCUUUGGGUCUACGGAAGAGAAACAGCGCCUCCGCCGACUUCUAGAUGACUUUGCGGCGAACUACAAGGAUUGA
Messenger RNA from Aspergillus uvarum CBS 121591, 1125 nucleotides. RefSeq names its product putative adenosine deaminase. The transcript is spliced from 6 exons. The coding region runs from base 1 to 1125 and encodes 374 amino acids. Gene Ontology annotation, biological process: adenosine catabolic process; inosine biosynthetic process. Lineage: Eukaryota; Fungi; Ascomycota; Eurotiomycetes; Eurotiales; Aspergillaceae. The record is from RefSeq and is a predicted model, not a curated record. Gene Ontology annotation, molecular function: adenosine deaminase activity.